AUGUUGAAUGACCCAUCCCUUCCCUCCGUGGCUCUGCUUCACGACAUUCGUCAGUCAGCCGAGCUGCUCGAUUUGAGGUCAGGCGUUAUCUCCGGGCUGGCUUCCACGCCCAAGCGAAUACCAUCCCUUCUCCUCUGGGACGACCAAGGGCUCCUGAACUUCGAAGCCUGGACCAAGAGUCCAGCAUACUAUCCCAAGAACCGGGAGCUCGAAAUCCUGCACAACAACAGACACGAAAUUGCGCGCAGACUACCAGACCGGUUUGUGCUUAUUGAGUUGGGCUGCGGAAAUCUCAUCAAAACGGCGUCCAUUCUCUCCGCGCUUGAAAAAGACCGUCAGGAGGUACACUACUAUGCGCUGGAUGUCUCUUCGGACGCACUUCGCAAGAGCCUCGGUGCCCUGAAAGAGCAAUUCAAGGACGCUAAAAACAUCCAUGUCUCGGGGCUCAUCGGUACCUACGAGGACUGCGCAGACUGGCUCGCUAGUUCCUUGCCCGCUUUAACCGUGACGUUCUUGUGGAUUGGCAACAGCAUCGCGAAUCUACGACAACAAGACGCCAGCAUUCUAAUGGGCAAAUUCCGCCAAGCAUGCCUCAGGAUCUCUGCCGAAUGCAACUUCCUGAUCUCAGCAGACGGCUGCGCAGUCGAGGAGAGGCUGCUGAAAGCAUAUUCCCCUAACGAGCAACCAUCGCGAACCUUUCUAUUUCACGGCCUACACCAUGCUAACCGGUUACUGGGACGAAAUGCCUUCGACAAGAAUGACUGGGAUUGCAUUUGUGAGUACGAGAAGGAACAAAAUGAGCUGCAUUUUAGUUACUCCCCGAAGCGGGACUUGGAGCUGGACAUUGGGCUCUUUAGUGUUGAGUUUACGAAGGACGAGAAAGUGCCCUAUUUCAUGAGUGGAAAGUGGAGCGAGAGCCAGGUGAGUGCAAUUGCUGAGAAUGCGGGCUUUCAUGUUGGGGAUGUGUGGAGAGAUGUGCAAGAUGAAUAUAGAUUUUAUCUUUUACGGGGGAUCUGA
Molecule: messenger RNA, 1017 nt
Organism: Aspergillus affinis
Lineage: Eukaryota; Fungi; Ascomycota; Eurotiomycetes; Eurotiales; Aspergillaceae
Product: putative duf323 domain-containing protein
Exons: 3
Coding region: 1-1017 (338 amino acids)
Molecular function (GO): methyltransferase activity
Source: RefSeq, a predicted model, not a curated record